GGCCGAUGCCUUCGCGCGAUGCACAUAAGCCGUGAGGGCCUUCCGGCUCCGGUAUAGCGACUCUUCGGCGAUACAGAAUGGCCCAGCCAGCUGUUUCAAGCAGUCAGUAUAGACUUCACUGAUAUAUCAAGGUAGGCCUGUUUGAGACAACAACCGCAGCUGACAGCAGAGUCCACCACGAACCUCCUCGCACCACCCUAGACGGACUCGAGCCUACCUCGUAACAUGGAAGGCCACAUGCCCACUUCACAAGCAGACGCCAGCCCCGAGCUCCUGGAAGAGUACAAGCAAUGGCUCGCUCUCGGCGAAGGAGGAAUCGCAUACAACUGGGAAGGCUUCAUGAUCUGCAAGCACUUCGAGAAGACCGUGGCACGAGACGAUACCACCGAUCCCUCACUCUACGACUCUACUGAAGUGCACGCACCAGGCUGGGACGAGGCAACGGAGGCACAGCGCAAAGCAACACAAGCCUCGUUCUUAUCACUACCUCUACCCGAACGAGACUCUCCACGAGCAAGAGCAAAGCCAUUCAUAUUCCCACAACGCGAGAGAAAUGAGAAAGAGCCGCAAGAUGAAGAGAUUAGAAAUGCAUACCAAUUCGCUGUCUCUCGCCUCAGCGAAGUCAACGACGACCUACAUUGGAAGACGUCUGUCCUCGAAAGACACGGACCUGCACUCUUUCUGCAAGACAGUCUCCUUCCCGCAACUCCCUUGGCAAAACCCACACAAGGGGAGAUAUGCCACGUUCACAGAUCGGACCUAUCGGCUCAUGUGACGUUGAGCUUUCCAGAUGCAAAAGAGGUGUUGCAAAAAGGCUGGGGAGAAAGACACAGACUCAGUGGGACUGAAAGGUUGCAUUUGGGGUACACGAUGCUUUACGUGCCGAGAAGCGUGCAAGAGGUGGAGGUAUUGGCGAGCAUACUACAGGCUGGGAUUGACUACAUGAAGAGCAACAAGCAUGAGUGAACAUGUUCCAAGCAGCAAUACUUCAUUGGAUAUAUGGCAGAGC
Cercospora beticola is the source of this 1009-nucleotide messenger RNA. RefSeq lists its product as uncharacterized. The record is from RefSeq and is a predicted model, not a curated record. Lineage: Eukaryota; Fungi; Ascomycota; Dothideomycetes; Mycosphaerellales; Mycosphaerellaceae.